AUGGCCGCAUCAGAGAAGAACGAGGAGCAGCUGACGACAGCGAAGACCCUAAACAAUGUCCCCUGGUGUGAGCAGUAUGAGCGAAUGAUCUCGGGGAUGCUCUACAACUCCUGGGUCCCCGAGCUCGCGUCCACCCGCUUCAAAGCCCGCGCCUGGUGCCACCGCUACAACAGCUACUUCCCUUCCUCGCUCGAGGGCGCCAACUUCUCCACGCUGCAAGCGGCUCGCCUCAUCAUGCUGCGCGAGAUCCUGGGCAGCAUCAACGGCGACGAUGUCUUCAUCGAGCCACCUUUUACAGUCGACUACGGCUGCAACGUCCGCCUCGGCGCGCGCUUCUACGCAAACUUUAACCUCACCAUCCUCGACUGCGGGCUCGUGACUAUUGGCGACAGGGUCAUGUUGGGGCCCAACGUGUCUAUCCUCGCGGCUACGCACGAGACGGAGGUCCAGAGCCGGAGGGACGAGAUCGAGUACGCGAAGCCCGUGGUCAUUGGGAAUGAUUGCUGGAUCGGAGGGCAUGUUGUUAUUUUGCCGGGUGUGGAGAUUGGAGACGGGUGCACGAUCGCGGCCGGCUCGGUUGUUUCGAGGAGUAUUCCAGCAUGGAGUGUUGCUAUGGGGGCGCCGGCGAAGGUUGUGAAGAAGGUGACACCGGUGGAGGAUAUGCCGCGCACAACGUCGUCUAUGGAGUGA
Coniosporium apollinis CBS 100218 is the source of this 690-nucleotide messenger RNA. RefSeq lists its product as uncharacterized. Lineage: Eukaryota; Fungi; Ascomycota; Dothideomycetes. The transcript has 2 exons. The coding region runs from base 1 to 690 and encodes 229 amino acids. The record is from RefSeq and is a predicted model, not a curated record. Gene Ontology annotation, molecular function: acetyltransferase activity.